Tarenaya hassleriana is the source of this 2166-nucleotide messenger RNA. RefSeq names its product pentatricopeptide repeat-containing protein At3g61360. Gene Ontology annotation, molecular function: protein binding. The transcript has 2 exons. The record is from RefSeq and is a predicted model, not a curated record. Lineage: Eukaryota; Viridiplantae; Streptophyta; Magnoliopsida; Brassicales; Cleomaceae. Bases 44 to 1708 code for a protein of 554 amino acids.
GGCCCAAAUAUAGAUAUAAUAUCAGCUAGUCAUAUUAUAUGACAUGUCAAAGUAUUUCCAUGGAGCAAAUCGCCGGCGGAGAACAUAUAGUUCCAGACCACCACUUUCACUCAUCCGAGGCUUCUCCCAGAUCGGCAAUGGCGGCGAACAAUGCAAUAACGAGACGGUGAAAAUGAUAACUCAUCGUAUUGGGACUUGCUUCCUUAAGAAGGCCUCGAAUUCCUUUCAUCCGUUUUUCUUCGCUCUUGCUUCCGUAUCAUCUUUGUCGCCAUCGUCACCUUCUUCGUCUCCGAUCGCCGGAACCAGAGCCCAGAUCGAACGAGUCACCAGAAUCAUCAAUGAUCAUCCGUUUCCAGACGAUCUGAUUCAACCCAUUCUUGCCAAGCACAUCCCUUUGGCUUCUCUCUCACCGGGCUUCGUCUCCGACGUGCUCGGUCGUCUCUUCGCUGCACACUCCAAUGGCCUCAAAGCUCUCGAGUUUUUCAAAUACUCUCUUCAAAGCCCUAGGUUUGCUCCCAGCUCCGAUUCCUUCGAGAAAACUCUUCACAUUCUCGCACGGAUGCGGUACUUCGACCACGCUUGGGCUUUAAUGGCGGAAAUGCGAGAGCAUCACCCUCAUUUGCUGACACUGAAGUCAAUGAGCAUCCUUCUCUGCAGAAUUGCCAAGUUUGGAUCAUAUGAUGAAAUCCUAGAGGCGUUCAAGAGGAUGCAGAACGAGAUAUUCAGAAAGAAAUUUGGUAGGGACGAGUACAACGUUCUUCUACGCGCGUUCUGCACGGAGCGAGAGAUGAAAGAAGCGAGAUCGGUUUUCCAAAAGAUGCAUUACAGAUUCCACCCAGACAUCAAGACGAUGAACAUUUUGCUCUCAGGCUUCAAGGAAGCUGGCGAUAUUACCGCCAUGGAGCUGUUCUACCAUGAAAUGGUGAAAAGAGGAUUCGAACCCAACUCGCUCACUUACGGCAUCAGAAUCGAUGGAUACUGCAAAAAACGAAAUUUUGGCGAAGCCUUGAGGAUCUUUGAAGAAAUGGGUCGCCGAAAUUGCGUCCCGGCAUUGCAGAUAUUCACAACCUUGAUCCAUGGAGCUGGCGUUGCACGGAACAAGAACAAAGCCCGCCAACUGUUCGAUGAAAUUCCUCAGAUAGGAUUAACACCUGAUACGGGAGCUUACAAUGCUUUAAUAAGCUCCCUCAUCAAAUGCAGAGAUAUCAACGGUGCAAUCGAGGUAACGAACGAGAUGGAAGAGAAAGGAAUCGCGCUUGAUGAUGUGACAUUCCGUACAAUGAUCCUGGGGAUGAUGAAAUCAAAAGAGUAUGGAAUCACUGGCAUCAGCGAGUUUUACCAGAGAAUGAAGGAACAAGAUUCGGUGCCCAAGACAAGAACAGUGGUGAUACUGAUGAAGCUGUUCUGUCAAAACGGUGAAGUCAAUCAAGGCUUGGAUCUAUGGAGAUAUAUGUCGGAUAAAGGCUACUGUCCACACAGCCAUGCGCUGGAACUCCUUGUGACCGCAUUGUGUUCCCGAGGAAGAGUGGACGAAGCAUUCGAGUGUUCAUGGAAGACAGUGGAAAGAGGGAGAUGCCUGAGCGAGCCGGUUUAUCGGAUGUUAGAGACUUACUUGUCGAGAAGCAGCCAUUCGAAAAAGCUGGAGGAUCUGAGGAGGAAGAUGCUGAGAUUGCAGCAACUUUUGCCGCCACCUGCAGGGAUUGAUUAAUUCAGAGGUGACGGAAGCUAUUGCUCUUCUGUUGCUGAUUUUUGCGUGCUGAAACAAAUGAAUGGCCAACAUGGUUCAUGAGAAAGAUGCCAUGUAAUAGCACCUGUGUUUACAGUGACGGAUUCCAAAGAAAACUUCAAGCUCAGGCCUCAUCAUCAACAUGAAUUCUCCAGAUAUGCAGCAGAAAGGGCAAGCCAUCCGUGGUUGGAUUCGGACAGGAUUUCGCCAAGUUUAACACCGUACCCAUAAUCCUUUUGUGCGCAUCUGCAACAUCUCAUGACAGGAGCAUGCGUGUAAACGUUUUGGAGCGACUGCUUUCUUGUUACAGUUUUUCUCCCAUUCAUUGUAAAACCUCUCUGUAACUUAUUUGUUCUUUCAUGUGUUAGUAUUUAAAGACACUAUCUUUUGUAACAUGACAGAAGGCAAAACAAGCUCAAUAAAACUUGUGUUCUAAAGAA